AUGGAGGUGCAAUUGCAGUGUGCCUUUCGGAAACAACAUGAAGUUCUUUGCAGUGGUGUGUGCUUUGUUGGGCGUGGCCGCGGGCCUCCCCGGCCUUCGUCAGCGGCGCGACUCCUCGCCGGAGUUCUUCGAGCUGCCCUCCAACGCCUCCCUGUUCUGGCGGCAAUCAACACGGGCUUCGACUGCGCUGACCUCCCCUACGGCUACUACGCCGACGAGGCCAACAACUGCGCCAUCUUCCACGUGUGUCUGCCCUACAUCGACCACAACGUGUACAUCUCCCGCCACUUCUCCUUCAUGUGCGCGCCUGGUUCCAUCUUCGACCAGGAGCGCCUCGUGUGCGACUUCCCCGAGAUGUCUCUCCCCUGCUCCGAGGCGGCCAACUUCAGGAGUUCCAACGCAUACUUUGGCCGCGAAGAUGUCAACUUCCUUGAGAAGUAGCGCACUCAUUGUCCUGUGCGCUUACACAUGUCCUUUCUGUGUAAGAAUUUUCCAUUUGUUCAGCAUUAUAUUCUCGAUGAGUAAUUCAGUUCAGAUGGUCAAGAUUUAUAUUCAGCUGUUGUUGUUGUCAAAGUUCCUACUGCAAGAUAGAAUAAUAUCUUGCGUUUUAAUCUUUUCCCAUAAAAAUGAAGCAUAAAGAUGUUGAUAAUGCUGUUGAAUAAAAGUGAUCUCACAU
Penaeus vannamei (Pacific white shrimp) is the source of this 676-nucleotide messenger RNA. Its product is annotated as U-scoloptoxin(01)-Cw1a. Lineage: Eukaryota; Metazoa; Arthropoda; Malacostraca; Decapoda; Penaeidae. Gene Ontology annotation, molecular function: chitin binding. Gene Ontology annotation, cellular component: extracellular region. The record is from RefSeq and is a predicted model, not a curated record.